AUGACACCUAAUAAUGACUUUUUUAAAAUAUAUAGAAAUUCAUAUUUAAAAUCUUUAAUUCAUAAAGAACUAAGGAUUUAUAAUAUAGUGAAUCAAUACACUAAAAAAUAUGAAAAUGGAUUUAAUAAUAUAACAUUGGAGUCGUUUAAAUUCAAACAAUAUAUAGUGACAAUGCAUUAUAAAAGAGUAUCGAGAAUCAAUUGUCCAAUAUUUUGGGAUAGUAUAACAGGUGAUCAAUUAAUAGAGUCAAUGUCAAAUUUUAAUAAUAAAAAGAAUAUUAUUAAUAAUCAUUUUAAUUAUGAUCUAUUCGAUAAUCAAGAUAACAGCGAAGAUUACCAAGUAUAUGAAGAGCCAAAUUUAAACGAUUCAUCUUUAGUAAUUUGUGAAGAACCUAUCAAAAGAAAUUUAAUUCCAAAUAGUGUUCAGUAUUUAAUAAUUCAUUUAAACCAGGAUAUAAACGAAACUCAGGUUAUACCAAGUUCAGUAACAGAUCUUCGAUUCGGUAAUUAUUUUGAUUCAAAUAUAGUCGAAAUACCAAAUAAUGUCAAGAAGUUAACUUUUGGGUGCUAUUACCAACACUAUUUAACCAGUGGUAUGCUACCGGAAUCUAUAAAAGAGUUAUACCUUCCUCUAAUCACUAGAAAAUUACAACCAAAUGUAUUUCCUCAUGGCCUAGAGUCUUUAGAGUUUGCAUAUAGUUACAAGAAUCAGGUUCCAAGUGAAGAGGAAAAACAAAUUUUACCAAAAACUUUAAAAAACUUAACAAUAUAUAAUCAUGAUGCCCAUAUCACAGAAUAUUUAAUACCCAAAUCAGUUCAAAUAUUCAAAUAUUAUCAAUCAAAUCCCUCUUAUACAAUUUCACCCAGUUUUUUUCCAAACUCUGUUAAAGUUUUAUAUAUAGAUCAACCAUUUUAUAACUUUAUUCCUCCAUCGGUUGAAACUUUGGGUAUAAUGUUUAAAGAAGAAAGUAUAGAUAGGUUUUUAAAAUUUCUAAACAAUUCAAAUAAUAUUAAAAAUUUAAUAUUUUGUAAAUCAUCCAUAGAAAUAUUUGAACAAUAUCAUAAUAAUAAAAUUAAAUUCCCAAAUAAUAUAAUAGAUGUAAAAUUUAAAUAA
Molecule: messenger RNA, 1113 nt
Organism: Dictyostelium purpureum
Lineage: Eukaryota; Evosea; Eumycetozoa; Dictyosteliales; Dictyosteliaceae
Exons: 1
Coding region: 1-1113 (370 amino acids)
Source: RefSeq, a predicted model, not a curated record